GCCCCACGUGUUCCGACCCGCUGGGCCCCGCGCGCUGGGAUCCCGCUCCGCUCUUUCGGCGGAGAGUGGGAGGGAGCAGGCGGGCAGGGGAGGAGCCGCCGGAGCUGCGGGAGACCUAUACUCUACUACUUUUGCACUCUGUCUAUACAUCAUAAUUGCAGAAUACAGACUUUCCGAAGGCACCACAAGGUUUAUUACUUCAGUGUGAGAGCAUUACAGACUAUUCAGAAAGGAGAGGAGACUUUGCUGUUGGUCCCUUGAGAAGAACCCUUUGAGGUGGCCAGGCUAAGACGGGCAAUGUCAGUGUGAGCUCCAGAUGGUGUAAGACCACCUAAGAGCCAGAAAAUGGCGACAGCCUUGGAACCAGAGGACCAAGAUCUUUGGGAAGAAGAGGGAAUUCUGAUGGUGAAACUGGAAGAUGAUUUCACUGCCACACCUGAGUCCAUCUUGCAGAAGGACGACCCUGUGCUGGAGACUUCUCACCAGAACUUCCGCCGCUUCCGCUACCAGGAAGCAGCAAGCCCUCGGGAGGCACUUAUCAGACUCAGAGAACUUUGUCAUCAGUGGCUCAGGCCAGAGAGGCGGACAAAGGAGCAGAUCCUAGAACUGCUUGUGCUAGAACAGUUCCUCACUGUCCUGCCUGGAGAACUGCAGAGUUGGGUGCGCGGCCAACGGCCAGAAAGUGGUGAAGAGGCAGUGACACUAGUGGAGGGUUUGCAGAAACAACCCAGGAGACCAAGGCGGUGGGUGACCGUCCAUGUUCAUGGCCAGGAAGUCCUGUCAGAGGAGACAGCACACCUAGGGGUGGAGCCUGAGUCCCCAAGUGAGCUGCAGAACCCAGCACAGACCUUGACCCCUCAUCAGUCCCACACAGAAACUCUCCUGAGCCCAGAUCUGGAGGCAUCAAAACAACAGAGCACGCACCAUGAAGAGGAGCUCCAUCCCCAGCAGGAAAGCGAGGUUCCUGUGUCCCAAGACCCAGACCUUCCAGCAGAAAGGGGCUCGGGAGACCCAGACAUGGUUACUCUUCUUGCUGCUCUGUCACAGGGAUUGGUAACAUUCAAGGAUGUGGCUGUAUGCUUCUCUCAGGAACAGUGGAAUGAUCUGGAUCCAACACAGAAAGAAUUCUAUGGAGAAUAUGUCUUGGAAGAAGACUGUGGAAUUGUAGUUUCUCUGUCAUUUCCAAUUCCCAGAUUAGAUGAUGCCUCCCAGGUUACAGAACAAGAGCUUCAGGUCCCAGAUGAACAUGAGUCUCAUGAGCCUGAAGAACCAGAAAUCCUGAGUUUUAUCUACACAGGAGAUAUGAGUGAAGAUGAGGAAGAAUGUAUUGAGCAAGAUGUAACUUUAGAGGACACACAGAGGUCUAUUUUGGGGGAUCCAGAAAUUCCUCAGACUCCAGAUUGGGAAAUAGUCUUUGAGGAUAACCAGAGUAGACUUAAUGAAAGAAGAUGUAAUACAACUAUUUCUCAAGUUAAUAAUUUUAUGAAUAUUCAGGAGACAGCACCUAUCCACCCCCUGCUAGGGAAGCACCAUAACUGCCCUGUGUGUGCAAAAAGCUUCACAUGUAAUUCCCACCUAAUUAGGCACCUCAGAACUCAUACAGGAGAAAAACCCUAUAAAUGUAUGGAAUGUGGAAAAAGUUACACACGGAGCUCACAUCUUGCCAGGCACCAAAAGGUCCACAAGACCAACACUCCCUAUAAACAUCCUCUAAACCGGAAGAAUUUGGACUCUCCUGUGAUCCAGGCUGAGAAAACUGCACGUGUGGAGAAACCCUAUAGCUGUGAUAAUUGUGGAAAACACUUCCGCUGGACUUCAGACCUGGUCAGACAUCAGAGGACACAUACAGGAGAAAAACCUUUCUUCUGUACUGUUUGUGGCAAAAGCUUCAGUCAGAAAUCUGUGCUAACAACACACCAAAGAAUUCAUCUUGGCGGCAGGCCCUACUUGUGUGGGGAGUGUGGAGAGGACUUCAGUGAGCACAGGCGUUACCUGGCACACCGGAAGACUCACACAGCUGAGGAGCUCUACCUGUGCAGCGAGUGCGGGCGCUCUUUCAACCAUAGUGCUGCAUUUGCCAAACACCUGAGAGGACAUGCCUCAGUGAGGUCUUGCCGGUGCAAUGAAUGUGGGAAAAGCUUCAGCCGGAGGGACCACCUUGUCCGGCAUCAGCGAACACACACUGGAGAAAAGCCGUUUACCUGCCCUACCUGUGGGAAGAGCUUCAGCAGGGGGUAUCAUUUAAUGAGGCAUCAGAGGAUCCACUCAGCAAAGACGUCGUAGCUAAACGCCACUUGCGAACUUCAUUCAGGCCUCACCUAGAAUGGGAGGGGAGGGAUUCUUGGGCAACCUGAGAAGACCUUUUCUAAGGCAUCUCUCUGACCUGCCCAUAUCUUAUGUCACCUCUUCCUACCACCCAAAAAGGCCCCAGCCAAAACCUGACUUUUAAUGUUUUGCAACUGAGGCUUUUCUUUCACUGGUAUGCUCCUGCCUCUACCUCAUGGGUGUGAGUAGGAGGAUUAGAAAAUUGAAGAGAUUGUGGUUAUUACAUUUUGAAAACAAAUGUGGUUAUGUAUCCUCAAGACUACUUACCAGCCUCAAAGAUGACCACUUGGGCCUGGAAAGGGACCAGCCUGAUGGGGUCUGUCCUUACUGGGCUUCUUAAAGCACACAGCCCUAAAUUCAAGACAGGAGAUCUGUGUCCUAAUAGCUUUGCCACACACAGGAUAACUCCAGAUCCUCACUGACUCACCUCUUCACUACACUUUCCUUUGAUGCUGAGGAGAAAGGGAAAGCCUUAAGGACAAAAUCCUCAAGGCCACUUCACAAGAAAUUUUGCAGGCUGUUCCCUUCCCCAUUGUCAGUAUGACACCUGGUGCCACGCUGUAUGAAGGAAGGCAUGGUCAGUAGCCUUUUGUGGGUUUAUCUUUCUCCUGUCUAAAUACCUUUGUCUUGAACCUUCCUGCCAUUCAGCCAGUGUCAGUUGUGUACCUUGCACUUGUACUGCAAGUGAACUGUAGUCUGGAAGUGCUGAGUGAUAUCACUCACGUUCCUGCAUAUGUUCAGGCCCACCUCCCCUUCGCAUGGGUAGUGUCUGCUUAUAAAGGCACCAUGAUCAUUAUAGUCAUAAUUGACUGGGUCACUUUAUUUACAUGAAGGAAAUGAUAUGGUGUAAUAUCAAACUUCAGAUGAAUAUGAAAAGGCUGUUGUUGCUGCUGGCCAGAACCAUGAGGACUGUUGUGACACUUAGUCCUCAAGUAUCCCUGCCUCAGUUCUCUGGAGUUGGAAAUUUUCAAACCCUAGCACCUGGGACUCUGAGGAAUUUGCCAGAAGUAAAUGAUUUUUUUUUUAAAUCUGUGUUAUUUGCUCUUACGUGAGUUCAUUUUCAUGUAAACUAAGAACUAAAGUAUAUUAUCCUCUGGUGACCAAAGGGUCUCUUGCCUGUCUGAGACUCCAUGGAUAUGAGGCUGAAUAAUUAUGAACUAAACCUGCUCUAAUGAUGGGAGGGAAUGGAAAGGACUGGGGAGAGAUGCUCCAUAAAUGGAGCACAGGGUCUGGAUUAGAGCAUGUGAAGGGGGACAGACUUCUGUGCCUGAUUCUUUCUGCUUAUUUUACAACCCAUCUUGUGCGAGUAUGUUUCAGAGGAAUAUAGUAAGUUGACAAGACAUCUUCCCAGCCUUAACAGCCCAAUAAGGAAAUUCUCUUUAGCCAAUACUGGUAAUUUUGUGGAUUGGUUGGGUUUUAAUGCCAGCCAAUCAUUGUUCUUCUGGAAACACAUAUGAAAUAAAGUAAAAUUGGCAGCCAAGUA
Molecule: messenger RNA, 3808 nt
Organism: Jaculus jaculus (lesser Egyptian jerboa)
Lineage: Eukaryota; Metazoa; Chordata; Mammalia; Rodentia; Dipodidae
Gene: Znf202
Product: zinc finger protein 202
Exons: 9
Coding region: 346-2283 (645 amino acids)
Biological process (GO): regulation of transcription by RNA polymerase II
Molecular function (GO): DNA-binding transcription factor activity; RNA polymerase II cis-regulatory region sequence-specific DNA binding
Source: RefSeq, a predicted model, not a curated record